GGAAGUGGGAGAGCGGCGGCUGCGUACUGCGCGCGCCCCGGGGACUUUGCCUCCAGCGUGUCUUGUGCGGCUCCCGGCCCCCGGCUCCCCUGCUAGCCACUCGGCCUGCUGCCACGGCCGCUGGGUGGGCCGCUGACUUGGGACACCCACAAAGCCGGAAGCAAGUUGGAGCCCUGCCAGGCCGCCUGUGCCAUGGAUUCUAAGGUCAGCAGUGGUUCAGGCCUCCAGGAUGAGCGCAUCACAAACUUGCUGGUGUUUGGCUUCCUCCAAAACUGCUCCAACUGUAAUUUCCACAAAGAGUUGGAGGUGCUGGGCCGUGACCUGCCCGUGCCGGCUUACCUGCAGGGGGACCAUGACGAUGGGCUGCAGACAGAUGGCAACCGCUGUACCUACUUCCUGGCAGGUGGGGAGAGAGAUUCUCAGGGUCAAGAAGAAAUCAUCCAGGAUAUCGCCAGGCAGCUCGCCGUAAUAGGGGACAAGAUGGAUCGCAGCAUCCACCCAGGACUGGUGAAUAACCUGGCAAUGCGGUUUAUGAAUGUGAACCUAUCGGAAGAAGACAGAAGGAGGUACCUCGCCACUGCACUGGAGCGGAUCAUGCAGACUUACCCUACGGACAUGGAGGAGGAGAAGACCAUGCUGAUGUUGGCCAUGCUCUUGGCCAAAAAGGUGGCCAAUCACACACCAUCCUUACUCCGUGAUGUCUUUCGCACAACAGUGAACUUUAUUAACCAGAACCUAUUCACCUAUGUGAGGAACUUAGCCAGAAAUGAGAUGGACUGAGUGGACACCUCUGCCAAAGCAUGACUGGUUAAAACUUGAUAUGGUGACAACAGUACAGCUGCCUCCAGCUGAGACGGAGCCACGGCAAUUUAAACAAAGUUCUUAGAAAAGACAGGCGUGAGAUAAUAGCUAUUUAUUUCUCUUUUAAAGAUGAUAUUUUAAGCCGGUGAUCCGUUUAGACAUCUUUACAUUAACGUACUUGAAUGAAAAUGUCAACUUGCACAUAUUUGAGUUUCAUACCAUCUUCUAAAUCUACUACACAUUGUGCCCUUAUCUUAUUUCUUUUGUACUUCACUUGAAAAUUAAAUUUAAGAACAGAUUGUAAGGCAGAAGAAAAAAACAAUGUUUUUCUGUUUAAAAAAAACCCCAACUUUACUGUUUAUUAAAGUGCAACCUUGGGGCAUGGUCUUACAGCAGGCAAGAUCGUGUUUGAGGAGAGCAAGGACUGGAGACGGAUGCACAUACCCUCACAAAUGAAAAACUCCUUUCAAAAUAGGGAACAUAAAAACCAAACAGUACAAGAGGUUCUGGACUAAAGUUCUCUACUCAAUGGGAAAAUCAGGCCUCAGAACAUGCGAUUUUUUUUUUUUCAACUUGAUUUCCUUUUAUUGAGUCAGGGAGAACCAUAGGCAAUUAAAAGGUGUGGUGGGAUUUAAGGGCCCAAGUCAACCGCAGUUUCCAAAAUCAGGUAACUCAAUGCAUUUUUUUCUCUUUCCAAGAAGUCAGAGCUUUAAUAAAAAUGUUAGCCUGAUGGAAUACCAGAGGCUAUUGCAUACAUCCCAUGGGGAAAUAGGUUAAUAAUCUUACGUAUUCAUUUGCCUCCCGUAUUCCUCAGCUGAUCUUGCCCAAAAGCUACAUCUAAAGAAAACAGGUUUUCUAGGCAUAAAAGAUGAAAGAACAGUUAGAUUUUUAAAAAUUCAACGCUUGAGGUGGUUCCCUUUCUUAGGGACACAGAAUGCAAGUAAUACCAAAAUAAGUCAUUUGGGAAGUGCCAGAAUAAACCAGGGAGAGCUUACAUUUAGAAAGAGUGCAACAGGGGCGCCUGGGUGGCUCAGACAUUAAGCGUCAGCUCAGGUCGUGAUCCCAGGGAUCAAGCCCUGCUUCGGGCUCCCUGCUCAGCGGGAAGCCUGCUUCUCCCUUUGCCACUCCCCCUGCUUGUGUUCCCUUUCUCGCUAGCUCCCUCUCUGUCAAAUAAAAUCUUAAAAAACAAAAAACAGUGCAACACUGGUCUCUUGUUCCCGGCAAUAAGUGUUUCCUAGCAUUCUGUUUAAAAGUAUGAUGGCAGAUGCUGGGUUCACAUCACACAUGGUACUGUUUCACUUAACCAGUAGUACUGUUGUUACUGUGAGUAUGACACUUUCUUGUUACCAAAACACUUUUCUGUUCCUUGGGAGUUUAAUCAGAAAGGAAAAAUGAGGGAUCCCUGGGUGGCUCAUUCGGUUAAACGUCUGCCUUCAGCUCAGGUCAUGAUCCCAGGGUUUUGGGAUCAAGCCCUGCAUAGGGCUCCCUGCUCAGUGGGGAGUCUGCUUCUCCCUCUCACUCUCCCUCUGUUCUCUCACUCUCUCUCAAACAAAAUCUUAAAAAAAAAAAAAAUGCAUUGUUCAGCAUUAAAUACAUACUGUACUAGGGCUGGAUCACAACCUGGUUAUCUGCAAUAUGUUUUAGAUACUAAAAGCUGUGCAGUAUGAAGACCACCAUUUGGAAAUCUUCCAGUAAUACUGUUAUGUUUUGAACUUUUUUUUUUUGGAAGGAUUCAUAGUACGGUGGACAGAAAUCUGGACAGAAAUCGAAUCACACAUACAUACUCAUCCACACAUGUAUCAAAGUGUUCAAUCAGAUUCUCACUAGGGAGAGGAGAUACUUUCUUCUAAAAGGAACAAUUUAAAUACAAAUAGUCAACGCUAAUGGAAGAGAAAAGGGCUCUAAAACAACAAAUAAUCCCAGAUUCUCAUAAUACAACUUUUCACAGCACCUUCACCUGCCAUUGUUUUGCUUAACAGUAGGCCACCAUUUUAAUGCAGCUUAUAUACACAUUUUGGUGUACAUUUUUUUUCAGGCCAAGUUAGACUUUCUCUGCCAUAAAGCAAAAUGAUCACCUCUUGUUCCCAAGCCAGCAUCAUGAAGAGUCAGUCCACUGUAUCAAAAACAAGUGUUCCAGUCUUGGGCAUAUCCCAGCCACAAGACUCAGGCAUAUCCUGGAAGCUGGUGGAUUUUACGCUGGGAACAUAAUCCUCAUGGAUAUGAUUGAAAAUUUUUAAUUCAAUGUGUUUCAUCCUGGUUUUUUAAAUAUUUGAAUUAAGUGAUGGAAAUUCCUUGGUUAAAGAGAAACAGCUUUCUUCUCCAGGAUGUGCUUGGCACAUCUGAAAGUCAGAUGGACUAUGUGGUCUAUUCAGAAGGUUAAAUCAUUCCUGAUCUCACCAUGCAGGAUCCAGCACGGACUACGGAGAUGCUUGGGACUGCCUUAAAGGGUCACAGCGCCAGAGUGUGCUUUUAUUUCCUAACAAUUUAAUUGCUGACUGGAAACUUGAAUAGGGAGUGUCCUUUGGAUGUUACGAUCAUGUUUUCAGAACCUGAGGGCAAAGCAAGUGAGUGUGUACUUACGAAGACCACAAGAUUAUCUGAAAUGAUCCCUCCGAAGUCAAGGGCAUAAGGUUACCAUAUGAAUAGAAAGGAGUCCAUCAAUUAUCUUCAGAUCUCACUUUAUUUCAACUUCCAAUGUGUUCUCCCCAACACACUGCUUCUAACAGAAAGCACAAUUCAUAGAUUUGAAUUUUGUUCCUUUUCCCUGAUGAAGAGUAGACCUGGACAAAAGGCAGAUUACCAGGAGGGAAAAGGAGGAGCGAGAAUAACCCACAUAAAUGAGCAAAUCAGAGCUGUUAGGAGAGCUAAUGGAAAUUUAUACAGAAAAAUACAUGCAUUUAAGUGAAAUGCUUAUGUUAAUUACCAAAAUUACCAUUUAAUUCCAGUAAUUUUGAGGAGAUGAGAACAUUAGAACCAAUAAUAAAUUGAACUCGGUCAAGGAACGAGGUAGGAAGAGGCACUUUUAAUGUGGAGGAAAAGAAAUGGAAGACUAGGUAAGACAGCAGGAAAAACACGGGUCUAGGAAAAAUAUUCUAUCUUUUCCUUUGGUGCUGGCCAAGGACCAAUCUAUGUAAUACGAUUGUCUUGCUAGAAACCAGGAACCAGUUAUUCCAGACUCUGUAAUAGGAAAAAUUAUACUUCAACUUCCUUUUAUUCCUGAAACAAACUUAGCCAGUUUCUCCUAGUGGUGCAAAGAACACUCACUGAGCAACAUUACUAUAAAAUUUCCCCUAAGAAGGUGAGAAGGGGGCAAGGAUCACCUUAAGCCAGCUGCUACUUUUUAACUUAUUACAAGGCCUUGCAAAUAUCCCUGAGAACAUUUCCAACCUGAGCGUGCGUGCGAUUGGAGCAGCUGCCUGGCUAGAGCUAUUGCAGUGUAAACAUAAACAUGUAGAGAACACUACUGGUUUUAAUUCACAGGAACAUGGCAAGCCAGACAGAGGCUAGUCUUGUGUAAAGAAAAGGAAGACAGGAUGUAUUAAUAUUUUAGUUACACGACCAUUUCCACUCUGUGGAGCUGUGUAUAUGAGGUAACGAAGAAAUAGUGGCUAAAUUUUAAGAAAUGGGUGUUCUAUAGCCAAGGCUACUACCAACUUUACAUUCCCCAGUGUGUUGUGGAAUAGAACAGAAGAUUUUUCACUGGAAAGUCACCUAGUGUCAGCUUCUGAGCAAGAUGUGCCUGUGGGGGUGCCUGACCAGCUCACUUGAGUUGGUGACGUUGAGAGGCCAAGCAACACCUAGAAGUACCCCACUUCACAACUCAUGGCAUGGGCAGGGGAAAAGGAAAAUAAUGAACAGACUAGGGGAGAGAAAGUGUCAAGGUGCUGCCUUCAAAUCAUUUGGAGAUUCCUGUGUCAGACUGCCCUAACCCUAACCCUUGUUUACAAGCAGAAAGACGUACUAUCUGACACAUUAGCUGAAGAUGCUAAUGAAAGAUGUGUACCGGGGCGCCUGGGUGCUCAGUUGUUAAUCAUCUGCCUUCAGCUCAGGUCAUGAUCCCAGGGUCCUGGGAUCAAGCCCCGAAUCGGGCUCCCUGCCCUGCGGGAAGCCUGCUUCUCCCUCUCCCACUCCCCCUGCUUGUGUUCCCUCUCUCGCUGUAUCUCUGUCAAAUAAAUAAAAUCUUUGGAAAAAAAAAAAAAGAAAAAGAUCUGUACCAGCAGUAACCUAUAAUUCUUUAGCCAUAAGGCACCUCAUUCAGUAUUUAAGGGGAAAACAUCUGGUAGAAUCAGAAGUUGGGAAUAACCCUGGACAUAACCUUCGAACAUGCUCAGUACUUAGGACUAGACCAUAUGGAACCAUCGUACAAAUCAAGAAAAAUCUCCCUUCAGUUGGGUGAGCUUGGCCGCCCUAGUGCAGUGUAUGAUUGGCACAACCAUUUGUAGGGAGCCUACCAAUCCUGCUUGGCAGGGUCACAAAAAUGGUAAAAACUGAGAAAAGCACUAGACUUGGAGUCAGAAAAAUUAUCACCCUUGCCUUUGCCUCUCCUAUGCUAGAAGACCUUUGAAAAGUCAUUAAACUCUCAGGUUUCUUCAUUCUGUAAACUGGGGAUAAGGAAUACAAAUAUGAAUUACAACUGUGAAGAUGGACUAAGGUAUGUAAGGGCGCUCUAGGACAAUCCCUGGCAAGCUAAAUGUUCAACUAUUUGUUAAAAUGACCCACAUUUUUUAAGGAAAAAGAUAUUCUAAUACAGAAAAAAAUAUGCACCCUAAACUCAAACCCAUCUCACAGUUGAACCUCCUAAGUGAUGAAUGGAGUAACAGGAGGAGGUUAUCACUAAUGGCAGAUCUCAGUCCUCCAGAGAAGAAACCUUCUAGUACUGUGUUGCUGAGACUUUAAAAUGAAAUAGGGUAGCGCCCCCUUAUCCUCGUCAGUGGAUGCCUGAAACUGUGGAUAGUACUGAGCCCUCUAUAUGAUUUUUCCUCUACGUCCAUCCCUGUGGUAAAGUUUAAUUUAUAAAUUAGGCACGGUAGAGAUUAAAACAAUAAAAUAGAAUAAUUAUAAUAAUAUACUGUAAUGAGUUAUGUGAAUGUGGUCUCUCCCUCUCAGAAUAUCUUCUUGUACUGAUACUCACCCUCGUCAUGAUGUAAGAUGCUAAGGUGCCUAUGUGAUGAGAUGAAGGGAGGUGAAUGACCAGGCACUGUGACGAGGCAUUAGGCUACUACCGACCUUCUGAGGAUCCAUCAGAAAGAGGACCAUCUGCUUCUGGACCGCGGCGCACCGCGGGUAACUGAGCCACAGGAAAUGAAGCUGCAGACAAAGGGACUACUGUCAUGCUUGUGAGGAAAUU
Molecule: messenger RNA, 6148 nt
Organism: Zalophus californianus (California sea lion)
Lineage: Eukaryota; Metazoa; Chordata; Mammalia; Carnivora; Otariidae
Gene: BID
Product: BH3 interacting domain death agonist
Exons: 6
Coding region: 193-780 (195 amino acids)
Biological process (GO): positive regulation of extrinsic apoptotic signaling pathway; positive regulation of intrinsic apoptotic signaling pathway; positive regulation of release of cytochrome c from mitochondria
Cellular component (GO): mitochondrion; cytoplasm; cytosol
Source: RefSeq, a predicted model, not a curated record